UUGUGGUUACUUGAAAAUUUAAUUUUUUAUUUAACGAUGGACCAUGGACCAUCGUCAGGUGACCGAGUUCUUGUGAUACGGGCCCAGAUGUUGAAAAAUUUGAAAAAAACCUAGAGUAAUUAUUCAGGGAAAUACUUCUAUCAUUAAAAUAAAUUUUUUUAUUAAAAAUUAGAUGAAUCCAUCGAUAACUCAAACGAUCAACAAAAAUUUAUUAAUUAUAUCAAUUCAAUUCUCAAAACACUCAUUCAAUUUUUUGGCGGUGAUGAAAAUACAGAUUUAAAUUCAAUAAUAGAAACCUAUCAAAAUCCUCAAGUUUCAUCUAAUUUUAAUGUUAUAACAACAACAAAGAUGAAACAGCAUCGAAAUGUUUUGUUAAAAUAUUUACCUCCAUUGAUCUCCACACUCCUUGAGAAUUUCAUUUGUGCAUCUAUUAAUUUAGCAAAUUUUGUCAAAAUAAUAGUCUCAAACGUCUCUGCAAGCAUUACUUCCCAUUAUGAAGAGUUGAUACCUUUCUUGGGUACAAUUAUUAAUUCGGAGCUUUUUAGUGAUUUUAAAAGCCGUUCUUUGCUUUUGGAACAAUUUGUAGACCAAUUAUUAUCUCAAAUGCAACCCCUUUCAAUUAAUCGAGAAAAUAACCAAAAAAAUAUUUUACAAAGACGUGCUUCAAUCACUGCUGUUUUUGUAGAAGAAAAUAGCCAGUCUUUAGGCAAUCAACCUGAAGCUGUUGAAAUCUCUGCAAAAAUUCUUACAGAGCUAAUCGAACGUUUAUUUCCACAUCAAAAAGGCGCCAAUUUUGGACAGAUGGGAACUAGUUCUGAAUUAGAAUUAAUUUUACAAAAAACACUUCGUCCGGUUAUUCAAACAAUGGUCACUUUAUUAGGCGAUCCUCAAUUACAACGACCUCUACAUUCUCUUUUACUCGCUAUUUUGGAUAAAUUAUCUGCACAACAUUUUUCAAAAUAUUUUUCAAAAUUGGAACAUACUUUGAAUAAGAUUGACGCUCUUUCCGAAAUGCUUCAUAUGUUUCGAGAUCUUCUAUCUCGAUGCCCUGCACCUAAAGAAUGGUCACAAAUUCGUUUAACUCAAACAAAAAUUUUUCUAAAAAUUCUUCGCUUCUCGAGUGCUUAUUUACAACACAAAUUCUCUUCUGAAAUUAAUUUUUCUGGCCAAUUAUGGUUAGAAUGUAUGUAUAGCUGUGUUGCUGUAAUUAAAUGGGCAUGUUUAGAGAAAGUUUUCUCCCGACAAAAAAGGGAUAAUAGACGAAGCUAUUUGAACAGAGAUUAUUACAAUAUAUGUAAAAUUUCUGUUAGAAUUUUAUUGUCCUUGUGGCACUCACUUAGUCCAGACCAGAAAAUUCAGUUAAUGCCUGAAAUGAUUAGUCCUUUACUUGAGUUAUCUCUUUGUAAUAAUUCACAUAUACGUCUUUUAAUUACUCCAAUAUUUUUUGAUAUUUUAUAUACAGAAUAUUUUAUACAAAAUACAAAAACAUUAAUUACCCCUUCAGAAGUUGUUUUAAGAAAAACUUUUUUCCAAAAACAAACUCAACAACAAAAUUUAAAUAAAAGUUUAUUUUUUGAAGAAUUUGUUAAGAGAUUGGAUAUUGCUUUAGAUGAAGCUAAAGAUGAUUUUUUGUUUGGGGAAUUUAAGAAAACCUUAAAUGAAAUAUUUGAUGAAAAAAUAAUUACUCUAGAAAGUGAAGAAAUUAAUGCUGUAAAUGUUGUUGACUCCUUGGCGAGUAUAACUAGAUUUUUUGUUAAGGUAAAAUAUUUUAAUUGA
Molecule: messenger RNA, 1776 nt
Organism: Meloidogyne enterolobii
Lineage: Eukaryota; Metazoa; Nematoda; Chromadorea; Rhabditida; Meloidogynidae
Source: the annotation of a GenBank genome assembly